AUGUCUUUCUAUUAUUCCAACAUUGUUUCCAAUCAGGAAAAGACUUUCUACGAUGCUCAAUUUUCAAUGAGUUCUCUGAAACAAGUCUCCCCCAUUUCUGGAUCCCCACAACGUGAUGAUUCAUUUAAUAUCUCACCAGCGAGCUCUUCACCGGAUAUGCUAGUUGAAACCUGGAAAUCUGACGAAGAAAAUGCUAAAUCUGAAUCACCAUCUUCUCAAAGCACAACUGCAACUUCAACAAAUGAUGACCUAUUUGCAAGUGUCGGAACGUGGGAGGUACAUGCCAAUGAGAACAACAUCACAGUCAAUAAGAAGAAGAAACGUUCCCGGAAGAUCCGUCGUCUGCGAGAUGUACAGGAUUCAGAUGAAGAGAGGCCAAAACCAGUUAUUGCUCUUGUUCCGUUGGUUCCAAACCCAUUCUGUGUUAGUGACUCGCUUCUUUCAAAGUUGGGUCCUGUUGCCACCAAGCGUAGACGAGUUUGCUUCAAUCCAACAAUCUCAUUUCAUUACUAUUGUGUUGAUAAGUAA
Caenorhabditis elegans is the source of this 528-nucleotide messenger RNA. RefSeq lists its product as uncharacterized. The transcript has a single exon. Bases 1 to 528 code for a protein of 175 amino acids. The record is from RefSeq and is marked reviewed. Lineage: Eukaryota; Metazoa; Nematoda; Chromadorea; Rhabditida; Rhabditidae.